This is a messenger RNA of Penicillium paradoxum, 3672 nucleotides long. RefSeq names its product CAZyme family AA3. The record is from RefSeq and is a predicted model, not a curated record. Bases 1 to 3672 code for a protein of 1223 amino acids. Lineage: Eukaryota; Fungi; Ascomycota; Eurotiomycetes; Eurotiales; Aspergillaceae. The transcript has 7 exons. Gene Ontology annotation, molecular function: oxidoreductase activity, acting on CH-OH group of donors; flavin adenine dinucleotide binding.
AUGCCAACACACGGAGACAGGACGGACAAUUACCCGACCCUGAGUCGUCCGUUUGAGUCAAUGAGACCAGAAUAUGAUGUGGUGAUUGUAGGAUCUGGCUAUGGAGCUGGAGUAGCAGCAAGUCGAAUGGCUCGAGCAGGAAAGAGCGUCGCGGUGUUAGAGCUUGGCUGGGAAAGACGAUCCGGAUCCUUUCCACGCACGUUUUCUCAAUGUCUGAGGGACAUGAGCAUCUCGGGGAGUUCUGUGAAGAACUCUUUCGUAUCAAAGUGGCUGUCGUCUGGGGAUCCCACACGGCUGUUUCAAUUGUUCCUGGGCGAUGGACAGCAUUCAUUUGCUGCUCACGGUAUGUGGAAUACAAUCGGAUUCCUUGUUCUUUACCAGAAUCCCAAGUACCAGCAGGUUCUAACAGUAAAUACAGGACUUGGGGGGACUUCGUUGAUCAACGCCGGGGUAUUCUUGAAGGCGGACAAAAAGACAUUGCAAAUGAGUCCAUGGCCGUCGGAAAUCAAGAACGAGCCCUCUCAUCUUGAUGAAUACUACUCACGCGCGGAGACGAUGCUACAACCUUCCAUAUAUCCAGAUACUGCAAGAUUGACCAAAUUGGAGCAACUUCGAGAGGAUUCGAGAUGGCUGGGAGAAAAGAAGAACUUCUAUCGAGUACCAUUGACAAUAUUCUUCCACGAGGCCCCUAAUAACGCAGGUGUCCCAAUGAAAGGGAACAGAUCUUCGGGCCACGAAUGCACCGGUCUCAAUGACGGCUCAAAGAAUUCCGUGGCGACAACAUAUCUUGCAGAUGCGUGGAACCGGGGAGCUGAGAUAUUCUGCGGCUGUGAGGUUCGAUUUGUAGAGAAGAUGGAUGGAGGAGGCUAUAUGAUAUACUUCGCCUGGCACGGUAGUGGGAGGUCUGUGUUUGCAGAUCAUUUCAAAGAACAGCUAUUCUGGGUCAAAGCAAAGGAAUUCUGCUUCCUUGGAGCAGGUGCUCUAGGCACUACUGAAAUCUUGCUGCGAUCAAAGAAGCGCGGUCUGCACAUGUCUCCACUCAGCCGAUAUCAACGGUAUCGCCCGUCAAUCUUCGCGCUCGGCAACCCCCCUGGACCAACCGUGACUGCUAUAGUUGAUAACCGCAUCGUUGAUCACAAGGACAAUCCUCUUGAUGGCUAUGUCAUUCAGGAUGGUUGUAUUCCCGAGACAUUCAACCCUGUGAUUCAGGUUAUGCUCACCCUGCAGACUAUGAAAAGCCAGGCUUUAUCAUUCAUGUGGAACCCUCGACAGGAAGUCAGCAAGACCCUCGCCUCUCUCAAGUCCCUUCUACUCGGCCCGUAUGCAUCCAAUGGAGCCCUUCAGCGGACUUCAACAUAUUUGGUGAUGUCUCAUGACAGCAAUGAGAUAACACUGACCUUGAAGAAUGAUAGUUUGUGCCUGCGAGGGCCAGCAGAAGGACAGUCUCAGCAUUUUAGAGGGAUAAAACAGAUGUUCAAGCGACUGUUUGCCCGCACAGGAGCCAGGAUGGGAUUUUCAUAUUUUUAUGGUCGCUACCAGGAGGAGAUCACAGUCCAUCUCCUCGGAGGAGCCAACAUGAGCAGCAACGGAACGGGACAAGGGGGGGUAACAAACCAUUUAGGAGAGGUAUUCCAAGGGCAUGGUAGUGAAGUAUACAAAGGUCUCAUGUGCUGCGAUGCAUCCAUAAUACCGACAGCCUUAGGAGUCAACCCACUGGCAACAAUAGCUGCCCUCUCCGAGCGGUCUAUCAGUUUAAUUACCGAGAAGUCCGGAUUAUCAAUUGAUCUCAGAACUAAGAAUCAACCUCUUGACACCGAUAGCAAGCCUAUGAUACCACGAGAUGACCCGGAUCAUCAAGACGAUACCAAGACAGCAUCAAAUUCUAUAGGAUGGCAGUUCACAGAGACCAUGCAUGGGCACAUCUGCAAGGGGCCUGAUGUCGGAGAUUUUGAACUUUCCGAAGCUAUGGGCAAGGGUUCAUCCUGUCAGUUGCGGGCAUUCCUCACAAUUGAGAUUUGCAGACGGAAAGGUAAGAAGUCGGGAGAAUACUAUAGCGUCGGAAAGCUUAUGACUGCAGGAUUACGAUAUCAAGGAAUAUGUACUGGGACAGUUUCUUGUUAUGUGUUGUCUCAAACCACACUCAAGAUUGUCGAUGGGACAAUAGAAUUCUUCACACCAGUACCAGAAUAUGCUGAAGCAUCCGCCAUUUCAUACCAUCUGAAGCUUCUUUCUGUUGAGGGCAUACAGUAUCACUUGGAAGGACAGAAAGUUAUCAAUUCGGAGAUAGCAUUCUCCAUCAGAAAGACCUGGGAAUCGACGACUACGGUGAACAUCACUAUCACUCGACAAGAUGGGGCAAAGAUUGGAGUAGGGGCCCUUCAUAUCUCUCUGCCAGACCUCCAAAAGCAGAUGAGAACAUUUCGGACGACAAAAGUAUUUCAGCUCAGUCUUCUUCUAUCUUUGGUAGGAUUUUUGGUCUUUUUCGUGUACCAUAUCAGUCUCUUCUUCUUUCGCCCUUUUGUUCCCCUGCGCUUCCACCAAAUCAACAUCCAACAUACCGCCGACUCAAAACAACUUCCUUCUCUCUCACGCAAGAUAAUCGCGAGUGAUGGCGUGCAUAUCCUCCUUGAUAGAUAUGACCCAGCCCCACUACAAGGUAUUGACGAACCGGGACCAAAUUCAACUCUUUCACCAGUCCUCCUGUUGCCCGGAGUCACUGGAGUUAGUGCAAUGCACAAUCUGUUUUCCUUGCCCUUCUUGCGCUGCAGCAUGGUGAAAUAUUUUACCGAGAAGGGGUAUCGAUGCUAUGUACUCACUCCGCGCUGGGGUUGUGACUUUGCAGUGGCACGGAAAUCCACUGUUUUCGACUGCCGUCUUGACGUUGCUGCUGCCGUAGCAUACAUUCGAACCAAAGAGGAACAGAAGCCAUACGUGAUAGCCCAUUGUCAAGGCUCAGUGGCUCUCUGCAUGGGACUGUUGGAUGGAUCAAUCCAGAGUAGUCACCUUCUUGGCCUUACUGUCAACUCUGUUUUCAUGAACCAGGUCUUUGCGUACUGGAAUUCGCUCAAAGGGAGGACCACGCUGUUAAUCCAACUCUAUGAACUGCUGGCUGGAAAUUAUUUUCCGAUACUUAGCAGUGAUGGAGAUAUUCUUUUUCAACGAUUCCUUGACGCCCUUCUUCGUCUUUACCCCGUUGGACACCCACAAGAUUUCUGUACUUCCACAGCGUGUCACCGAACAUCUUUCGCUUUCGGCUUGCUAUGGAAUCACAAGAACCUUGAUAUGGAUCUUCAUGACAACAUUCACCAAUUUUUCGCAGGAACUCAUACAAAGCUUAUGAAGCAAAUCGUGCGCAUAGGAUCCAGAGGCGUCUGCAUGGACAAUGAUUCGCGCCCUCUUUUGACAACCGAGAAUUUGCAACGGUUACAAGGUCUGCCGAUUCUCUUUGUUUCGGGUACGGAGAACCAAGUGUUCAAUUCUGAGUCUACUCUCAAGGAUUACGAGUUGUUGCGACGUCGGUUUGGCGAGAGGCUUUAUCGCAGGUUCCUCGCGGAGGGAUACGGACAUCUUGAUCCUAUCAUCGGAACACAUGCCGCCGAGGAUGUAUACUGGAGGAUAUUUGCACAUCUCAGAUGGUGUGCAGAGGACAUCGAUGUGUCCAAAAUCAAGUAG